AUGUCAAAAGAAAAAAGCCGAGUCCUCUUCAUUUCCCUCGAGCAAAUUGUGCAAAUUCCAUAUUCCUUUCCAUUUGGGCUGGAUCUCCGUUUGCCAGCCUUCAUGGCUCAUGCCGGUGAGUAA
Sclerotinia sclerotiorum 1980 UF-70 is the source of this 123-nucleotide messenger RNA. RefSeq lists its product as hypothetical. The coding region runs from base 1 to 123 and encodes 40 amino acids. NCBI's taxonomy places the organism in Eukaryota, Fungi, Ascomycota, Leotiomycetes, Helotiales, Sclerotiniaceae. The record is from RefSeq and is a predicted model, not a curated record. The transcript has a single exon.